Lolium perenne is the source of this 672-nucleotide messenger RNA. RefSeq lists its product as uncharacterized. Gene Ontology annotation, molecular function: protein binding. Lineage: Eukaryota; Viridiplantae; Streptophyta; Magnoliopsida; Poales; Poaceae. The record is from RefSeq and is a predicted model, not a curated record.
AUGCCGCCACCGUCUCGGGCACUGCCGGAAGAAGUUAUCGAGGAGAUCUUACUGCGCCUCCCGCCGCACAAGCCCGCCUAUCUCGUCCGUGCCUCCCUCACCAGCAAGCCAUGGAUGGUCCUCCUCUCCGGCGCUCGCUUUCGUGCUCGGUACCGUGAGUUUCAUGGAGCUCCUCCCAUGCUUGGCUUUCUUCAGUUCAGGCCCUGGGAUUGCCUAAAGCCCAAGGAAGGAGACCCUACCCUACCUUUCGUCUCCACCACGAAAUUCCGCCCGCGCAUCCCCGACAACGGCUGGGGGGAUAGGGACUACGCCGUGUGGGACUGUCGCCAUGGCCGCAUUCUCCUUGGUGAAAAGAAUGCGGCGCCCAUGAAGCUCGCCAUUUGGGACCCCAUGACAGGCCGCCGUAAGGAGCUGCAGGAGCCUAGCUCCAUGGCGGUAAAGCACCAAGAUGGCCUUCUCGGGGCAGCGGUGAUUUGCGCCAUCAGCGGCUGUGACCAUCGCGCGUGUCAUGCGGGGCCGUCCCGCGUGGUCUUCUUCUCCCUGCACGACGGUGAUGCCGGCUUUGUUGCACAAGCAUGUGUGUCCUUUCCGGAGACGAGCGACUGCAGCAAGCCGAGGUCUGAUUUUCGUCGUGAUGAGAGUGGAGCGAGCCAUGCUCUGGUCUUCCUAUAG